AUUACGUGUUCAGUGAUGUGUUUCUACUGCAGUGUGUUGUAUACCUGUGUAGUAACAUAAGAAGACAAAAUGGCGGCGAUAAUCUUCCGAAGUAUAUUAAUCGUUGUAUUAAUGUUCUAUGUGUUCGGUGAUGAAAUAGAAAUGGAGGUACACAGCGGUGCGAUAUUGAAGAUGUUGAGAGAGAUGGUCAACCAAACGAGUAUGGACACCUUAAAUUUACCAGCGAAUUCUACGUCUAUUAGAGAAAAUAUUACAGAUACCUUCAGCUGCGAGAAUCGAACCUACGGCUACUACGCUGACGUCGACAACGACUGCCAAAUAUUUCACGUAUGCGUGCCUACACAGACGCCUUCAGGGAGAAAUGUCACACUAAAAUAUAGUUUUAUAUGUCCAAAGGAAACUGUAUUUAACCAGGAGGUGUUAGUCUGUACGUGGGAACGUGAUGCACUUCCAUGUGAAGAAUCACCCAACUUCUAUGAUCUCAACAUGGAGAUAGGUAGAAUUACUGAUCCAGAAAUAUCAAAAGAAGAUGACAAAGACAAAGACGUAGAAACGAUCCCAACAAAGAAAGAAACUCGUCAACCGAAUAGGAAGAAACAAAGUAUAAUUAUGGAAGAAUUGUUGAAAGAAGCGGAAAAAAUUGAACCAUUGGAAGAAAUAAUGGAAGAAGUAGAUGCGAGCGUUGGUACAUAUUUUGAAACUAGUGAAUCCAGGCCUCAAGUUGAUGAAGUUAAAAUUGAACCGAGUGACAUGACACCAUUGAUUGAAGAAGUUAAAAAAGAACCAAGUGACAUGAAACCGUUGAUUGAAGAAGUUCAAAUAGAACCAAGUAAAAAUUAUCAAUCAGUAAAAGAAGUUAAACUUGAAACAAUUGAAAACUCUCCAGCUGUUGAUGUUAAAAUUAAUGGAGGUUAUGGUGAUGGGAGUAAUUUGAGGAAAGGCAGAAUGAUUUCAAGAGGCUCAAAGAAGUUCAGACUCAAUGUUUGAUAAAUAAUAUGUAAAGAAGAAUAGAGAAGGAGAAAGAUGAUGAUCACUUAACGUAUCACGGUGUUGUGUAAAUAGUCGAUAAUUUUAGAGAUUAUAGAGAGAUUAUUAAGAUAAUAAAUGCCAUAAAGAUUGUAGUUUUAAUUAAAUAUAUAAACAAAUUCUUU
Molecule: messenger RNA, 1151 nt
Organism: Melitaea cinxia (Glanville fritillary)
Lineage: Eukaryota; Metazoa; Arthropoda; Insecta; Lepidoptera; Nymphalidae
Exons: 5
Coding region: 70-987 (305 amino acids)
Cellular component (GO): extracellular region
Molecular function (GO): chitin binding
Source: RefSeq, a predicted model, not a curated record